AUGUCAGAAACCAAUUUCAGAUCCGCGGCAUCUCAUUCCAAAUCUCUGGUACACGGCGAUAGGAAGACGGAGGUGAACCCAUUCGAGAAAUCAUUUGGACUGCAGUUUAAUCCUGGUCUCAGUGGGAGUACUGUUGCCUCAGCCGCCGCCGCCAAUGUCUCCAGCGCCGCCACAAACGCCAGCAACCCGCAAAUGCCUUUGUUCACACCAGGCAUCAACAGCCUGCUUAAAUCAUUCGAUGGCAGCGAAAAUAUGUCUUUUACCCCAUUUCUAAACGAUAACUAUCCAUCCGAACAAACAUCACAGCCACAAUCACAGCCACAGCCGCCGCAGCUGCAGAUCGAUCAAAUAGCUCCCCCUUUCCAACAGCACCAACAGUACGCACAAGCAUACCCACCUCGAGACACAGACAAAUCCCCAAUUCAAAACACAUUUCCAGAAGGCGGCAAAACGAGACCCAAGAGAAGUCAAUCAGAAACUACAUCUGACGACAGCGACGAGUAUGUGUACGCAGAAAAGCACCCUAGACGGAAGAACAGUAGUGGGAGUCCAAACAGCGCGUCCAAUCAUAAACCUUGGCGUGAUAUAGAUCUCGGCGACGAAUCUCCACAGCUGAUCAAGCCAGUUGGAAGAGCUGGGAAUCCCUCGCUUUACAUUAGCGAGGAUGGUAAAGAGCUCAGCCAUGAAGAACGCAAGCAACUCAUGCUCAAUAGGAACAGAGAAGCUGCGUCGAGAUGUAGACAGAGAAAAAAACUAUGGAUCAAUCAGGUGCAAGAUCAGGCUGAUAGCUUGCAAAACGAAAAUAACAGCCUCAAGAAGGAAAUUUUGCAGUACAGACAACAGACGCUCGAACUGAGAGAAUAUUGCGCUGAACUUAAACUGUCUAUCGCCAACAAUAACACAUCUUCAUAA
Wallemia ichthyophaga EXF-994 is the source of this 912-nucleotide messenger RNA. RefSeq names its product Cyclic AMP-dependent transcription factor ATF-7. The coding region runs from base 1 to 912 and encodes 303 amino acids. NCBI's taxonomy places the organism in Eukaryota, Fungi, Basidiomycota, Wallemiomycetes, Wallemiales, Wallemiaceae. The record is from RefSeq and is a predicted model, not a curated record. Gene Ontology annotation, biological process: regulation of transcription by RNA polymerase II. Gene Ontology annotation, molecular function: DNA-binding transcription factor activity, RNA polymerase II-specific; RNA polymerase II cis-regulatory region sequence-specific DNA binding. The transcript has 3 exons.